AUGCGACCUCGACUCGUGAAGCCAGAUGAAGAAAAUAAUGACAAAGGUACGAAUUCAAAGACUGGAUAUCUGCUUGAACUCCUAUCCACCAUUUGCUCUUGGUCUGUGAUGUGGAAUGCUCAUGCCUUAAUGGUGGCUUCAAGUCGUGGUAGGAUGGCUCGUGACCUGCUGCGUAACUGCGUCCUGGGUUGGAGCGACGCAUCUCCUGAAGGACAUGUUUCUACGUCAGACACCUGCGUCUACAAUGCCCACGGGUCCUUCUCUUCCCUCAGCGCCCCUUCCUACGUCGAACACCACCCAGCCUGUGAAAAUGGGCGUGCAGAAAACAAACAGGUGUUCGACGCCCCCUUCUUCACCACGUGGUUCUGCACGACGUGGACGGGCCUGUUCUUCCCCAUGUACCUCGCGUCCCACCUCUGCUUCAAGAGGGACAAGUCGUCCUUGAAGGUCACCCUCAAGGCCAUCGCGCAGAACUUCCGGGACCGUGGAGUGACCUUUGGCAAGUUCAUGACCCGGUGCUGCCUCUUCUGCCUCCUCUGGGUUGUAACAAAUUACAUGUACGUGUACUCCCUGCGGAUCCUAGACUGUACAGAUGUCAUGGCGUUGUACUCUGCCCACGUCUCCUUCGUGUACCUCCUGUCGUGGGUCAUCCUUCAUGAUCAGUUCGUGGGCGUGAGGAUUGUUGCAGUGAUCCUUUGCAACACGGGCAUCGCUCUCCUAGCCUACAUGGACGGCAUCACAAAGACAAAAACCCUCGGUGGUGUUGUCCUUGCUGCUGCGGCCGCGGCGGGGUCGGCGGUCUAUAAGUAUCACUUCAUCCUUCCAAUUUCCUUUAUGUUACACAGUGAUGUUACAGAGUUUAAGGACAAAUAUAACAAAGGUGGUGCAUUUUGA
This is a messenger RNA of Penaeus chinensis, 894 nucleotides long. Its product is annotated as putative thiamine transporter SLC35F3. Gene Ontology annotation, cellular component: membrane. The record is from RefSeq and is a predicted model, not a curated record. The transcript is spliced from 9 exons. Bases 1 to 894 code for a protein of 297 amino acids. Lineage: Eukaryota; Metazoa; Arthropoda; Malacostraca; Decapoda; Penaeidae. Gene Ontology annotation, biological process: transmembrane transport. Gene Ontology annotation, molecular function: transmembrane transporter activity.